Molecule: messenger RNA, 6000 nt
Organism: Loxodonta africana (African savanna elephant)
Lineage: Eukaryota; Metazoa; Chordata; Mammalia; Proboscidea; Elephantidae
Gene: KCNF1
Product: potassium voltage-gated channel modifier subfamily F member 1
Exons: 1
Coding region: 160-1644 (494 amino acids)
Biological process (GO): potassium ion transmembrane transport; protein homooligomerization
Cellular component (GO): membrane; voltage-gated potassium channel complex
Molecular function (GO): voltage-gated potassium channel activity
Source: RefSeq, a predicted model, not a curated record
UUGUUGCAUGCCUCCGCGGCGGCGCUGCCCAGCCGGCAGCUGCCCGCUGUGACUCCCCCUUCCUGGCAGGCGGGCGCCGGGGAGACUGUACCCCAGGCCACGCACUCGUGGGAUCCAGCGCACGACCCGAGGCUGCGUGCGAGGCUAGAAGCCGGGAGAAUGGACGGGUCCGGAGAGCGCAGCCUCCCCGAGCUGGGCAGCCGGGGCUACGGAGCCGGCGAGGACAUUGAGAUCGUGGUGAAUGUGGGGGGCGUGCGGCAGGUGCUGUACGGAGACCUCCUCAGCCAGUACCCAGAGACCAGGCUGGCGGAGUUAAUCAACUGCCUGGCCGGGGGCUACGACACCAUCUUUUCCCUGUGCGACGACUACGACCCCGGGAAACGGGAGUUCUACUUUGACCGAGACCCUGACGCGUUCAAGUGUGUCAUCGAGGUGUACUAUUUUGGGGAGGUCCACAUGAAAAAGGGCAUCUGCCCCAUUUGCUUCAAGAACGAGAUGGACUUCUGGAAGGUGGACCUCAAGUUCCUGGACGACUGUUGUAAAAGCCACCUGAGCGAGAAGCGCGAGGAGCUGGAGGAGAUCGCGCGCCGCGUGCAGCUCAUCCUGGACGACCUGGGCGGGGACUCGGCCGAGAACCGCUGGCAGCGCUGCCAGAAGUUUAUCUGGAAGUUCCUGGAGAAGCCCGAGUCUUCGUGCCCGGCAAGGGUGGUGGCCGUACUGUCCUUCCUGCUCAUCCUUGUCUCGUCAGUGGUCAUGUGCAUGGGCACCAUUCCCGAGCUGCAGGUGCUGGAUGCCGACGGCAACCGCGUGGAGCACCCGACGCUGGAGAACGUCGAGACGGCUUGCAUCGGCUGGUUCACGCUGGAGUACCUGCUGCGCCUCUUCUCCUCGCCCAACAAGCUGCAUUUCGCCCUGUCCUUCAUGAACAUUGUGGACGUGCUGGCCAUCCUGCCCUUCUACGUGAGCCUCACCCUGACGCACCUGGGCGCGCGCAUGAUGGAGCUGACCAACGUGCAGCAGGCAGUGCAGGCCCUGCGGAUCAUGCGCAUCGCCCGAAUCUUCAAACUGGCCCGCCACUCCUCAGGUCUGCAGACCCUCACCUAUGCCCUCAAGCGCAGCUUCAAGGAACUGGGGCUGCUGCUCAUGUACCUGGCAGUGGGCAUCUUUGUCUUCUCCGCCCUGGGCUACACCAUGGAGCAGAGCCACCCGGAGACCUUAUUUAAGAGCAUCCCCCAGUCCUUCUGGUGGGCCAUUAUCACCAUGACGACAGUUGGAUAUGGUGACAUCUACCCCAAGACCACACUGGGCAAGCUCAACGCAGCCAUCAGCUUCCUGUGCGGGGUCAUUGCCAUUGCCCUGCCCAUCCAUCCCAUUAUCAACAACUUCGUCAGAUACUACAACAAGCAGCGGGUCCUGGAGACAGCAGCCAAGCACGAGCUGGAGCUGAUGGAGCUCAACUCCAACAGCGGAGGGGAAGGAAAAACUGGGGGCUCCCGGAGUGACCUGGACAACCUCCCACCAGAACCUGCAGGGAAAGAGGGGCCUAGGUGGAACAGCCGGCUGAAGAUUUCCCACAGUGACACCUUCAUCCCCCUCCUGACAGAGGAGAAGCACCACAGGACCCGGCUCCAGAGCUGCAAGUGAUGAGGGGCUUUCCAGACAGAAAAGGACUGGGCCCUUGGGCGGAUGGACGUGGCAGCCACUGCCUGAGAGUAGCUGUCCUUUGUCCCCCCUUCCCUUUCCUGAACAGAAUUCCGAAGGCCCUCUUGGGCACCUCUGAAAAGGCUGGGUAAGACUCCUUUGUGUUGCUGACUCUCCAGGAGCCUUGUGGAGGGAGAAGCACCGUGGGGUAGGGGCUGAGUGGAGGCCCUGGCCUGGCUGGCGAAGGGAGCCCAUGCCUGGUUCUGUAUCUCCUUCAAUAAAGCCUCCUGCUCUGUGUACCCGAGCUGAGUAGUAGGUUCUGUCACAGGCUGGCUGUCGCCCCCAAGACGUGGCUCAGACAUGCCCCAGUGCCAGGCCAGGAGGUAGGUGUGCAGGGGAGGGGGAAGGUAUUUUUAGCUGGGAACUAAUUAAAGAGGGCUUAUAUGCAGGGUUCAGUGCCAAAGAGCUUUGCCACAUUCCAAGAGCUCAGUGCUGGUGAUGAUCUUUUCCUUUGGUUUCCUUUUGGGGAAAAGCUUGCUCCGUGAGUGCUUCUAGGAGGGGCACGACUUCACAGAGCAGGGAUCACAGAACAGCACCGUUACCAUUUCUUCCUCACCCUGUGGAGCCCUUUCACACAUUCUCUGUUCCUCCCAGCAACCCUGCUGGAUAGAUGUCUCCAUUUUACAGACAAGAAAACUGAGGCCCGAGGUCACACACAGCAGGCAUGAUCCCAUGUCUGAUGAUUCCAAAGCCCAUGAAUUGCCUCUGAUACCAGGUGACCUUGGGACAGAGGUAUUUGCUUGGGCCCAUGAGGGGAGGGUCCGCACACCAGGAGAGGGGCUGAGCUCAAUGUGGCGAUGCCUGUCCUCCAGCUCUUCCUUCUAGCAUGAAUAUCUUUCAUGUAUCAGCUACAUGGACCAGAAUUCUGGGCAGAGCCCCAGACAGCCUAUUGCUGGAGCCCCAGGGGAAUGGAGUCAGAUAGGCCUGGGUUUGAAGCCCGGGGAAUGAGGAGGAGAUCUCUGAGAUGGAUUCUAGUUUCAACUCUUUUCUGUAGCACCCUCUUGCCCCCUCCCCCCAACUAGCUUAUUUGCCGAGUGUUGAUUAACCUCUGUGAUCCUUAUUCUAAUUAUUUAGUGGAGUCCUUGGAUGCUGCUAAUGGUUAAGCACUCAGCUCCUAACCUAAAGUUGGGGGUUCAAACUCAACCAGAGGUGUCUUGGAAGAAAGGCCUGGCUGUCUGCUUCCAAAAGGUCAUGCCAUGAAAACCCAAUUUAUUAAAUGGGGAUGUAAUAAUUACCUCAGAGAAUCAUGGUGCUGAGCACAGGGCUUGACACAUAGUUGCACAAUGAAUGGUAGCUAUUUCUAUUACUCUGUGCUGGGAGGGAGUAAGUUGCCCAGUUGCCCACUCUGGCCUUCACAGGUCUAGGCUGGACAUGCAGAUGGAGGAGGGAUAAGGCGUAGAGCAUUCUACAGUCUUCCCAGACAAAGGCAGGCCAACUUGGCACAGAGCUGCUCUCUGGCUUUCCAACUUUCUCUCACCCAGAGCUCUGUCCUUCCGUCCUCUGCUACUGCACCUAGCGGGGGGAAGGAUACCUGUGGGGGUUGGGGGUCUAGGUGGGCUAGGUGUGUGGUCCUUGGUCUACCACCACCCUAGGCAGACCCUUCCCUUUUUCUGGGCCUUGGUUUUCCCAUCUGUUUAAAGAGGGGUAAUUUCUUGGACCACUUCCAGUUCUGAUGUUCUGGGAUUUCAAAGUCUUGGGCUGCACUAUGGGUUGUGGGGACUCCAAGGGGCUGUGAGGCUGCCAUGUGUAGCAGAUCUUGGAGGGGAGAGUCAGAGCCAUCCCUUUGGGGUACAGGACCCUGAGCCAAUGCUCUGUCCCCCUCUCUCACAAGUGUCUCCAGGAAAACACUAGGUCCAUUGACCAUGAUAGGCAGAGGAAUGGGGGAGGGGGCUGGGGGUAGGCAGGUGAGCUGCUGUAGGAGGGAGGAGGAGCUGCCCCUCUCAGGGUCACCUUGGGGUCUGGAAAGAGGAGAUGGUUGUGUAUGGCCGUGGUCUGUGCACUCCUUGGGCUCAGUGGGGCUUGUUGAAUGGGGCGUUGCUCCCUCUUUUUGUCCUGUGUCCCCAGAGUCCUUGGAAACCCCUGGAGCCUUGCUGGCAGAGGGCCCCAAGGAGACAGGAGGAGGAGGAAGCUGAGGUAUUGUGGAGAGAGAGGCCAGGCUAGCUCUGAAUGGGGAGGUCACCUUCCCUGCCUUUCACCUGGGAUGAGGGGAGGGAGGUCAGAGAGAAGUGUGUGCUCAGAGCUCAUGUAUUCCACCCUAGGGCGGAGAAUGAGUCCCAGAGAGGGUCAACGAUUUGUCUGAGAUCCUUUGUAAAUUGGGAUUAGACAUGGUCCUUGUCCCUGAGGGGUUCAGAGUGUGACCAAUAAUCCUUAUAUGGUGACAUGCUUGGUCGUGGAGGAGUGACCAGGGGGCUUCUGGAGCCAGGAGGAGGGGCAGCCCUCUUUCCCUGGGGAAUCUUUCUAGGUACUGGUUCUCAAACUUUGCUGCACACUAGACCCACCUGGAGCCCUGGUGGCACAGUGGUUAAGAGCUUGGCAGCUAACCAAAAGGUCAGCAGUUUGAAUUAACCAGCUGUUCCUUGGGAACCUUAUGGGCUUUUCUACUCUGUGCAAUAGGGUAGCUAUGAGUCGGAAUUGACUUGACAGCAAUGGGUUUGGUUUUUGGUUUUAGAACCACUUGGAGGUCUUCAAGAAACCCUGCUGUCCAAGCUGCAUAUCAAUUAUGUGAGAAUUCCUGAGAGUGACGCUCAGGCACCAGUAUAUAUAUAUUUUUUAACUUUAAAGUUUAUGAGUCAUCUGGAGAUCUUGUUAAAAUGCAGGGUUUGAAUUAGUAGGGACCCUGAGAUUCUGCAUUUCUCACAAGCUCCUGGAUGAGGCCGAUCCUGCUGGUCUGAGGACCACACUUUGAGGAGCAAGAGGCUAAAUCAGAGUUUAGCCAACUCCGUUUUUAGCCUGUGGGACACCAGGUGGACAGACAGGUUGGCUGCCCCCUGGGCACAGUUGAUGAGUGAAGAAUGAUUUUUAAAUUUUUAAACCGUUGAAAAAAAAAUUCAAAGGAAGAAUCAUAUUUCGUUGGCAUGUGAAAAAUAUAUGAAAUUCAAAUUUCAGUGUCCGCAAACAAAGACUUCCUGGAACACAGCCGCGCUCAAUUUGUUUACGUCUUGUCUUGUCUGUGGUUGCUUUCGUACCACAAUGGCCGACUUGAGUACUUGCAACAGAGAUCAUAUGGCCCUCAGAGCCUCAAAUAUUUACUGUCUGGCCCUUUACAGAAAAAGUUGGCCAACUCUGGGAUAUAGGAAAUGAUCAUUUAAGUUAGGUCUUGAAGAUUGAGUGGAACUGACCCGGACGAGGAAACAGAAAGAACAUUCAAAGCAGCAGGGACUGGGUAAGCAAAGAUGCAGGCGUGUGGGGCCGUCUUCAGAGAGGGGGAGGUCUGCUCUUACGCCACAGGGCAAUUGCAGGGAUAACAGCAAAGAGGCUCCCAGUGUCCCAUGGGGUCACAGCUCCCCUUCUUUCUUUCCUGCGGAGAACCCCCAACUCCUGGUUCCUACAUCAGCUUCCUACCGUCCCCAGCUCCUGCUUUGGAAACUCACUUUUGCCCAUCCUUUCCUGACCCCUCUCAUCUGCAGUCAUAUCAAAGCUCCCCCAUCCCAGGUGCCAUUCCCUCACAUCUUCUCCUGCUUGGGCGAAUUUGAUCUGCUCCGGUAAAGAUUAAAAAAAAAAAAUUUUUUUUACAGCCUAGAAAACCCUAUGGGGCAGUUCUACUCUGUCACACGGGAUCGCUAAGAGUCGAAAAUCAAUUCGACAGCACUUAACAACAACCAAAGGUGGAAUUUCAGACAGAUGACAGGCGUAUGGGGAAUGCUUUUGAAGCAGGGGGCCCUUUCUCACCCCCGACCUGGCUGUGAAGGGCUGCCUGCACCUCCUCAGCCCCAGCCAGACCCAGCCCGCCACCCAUCCCCAGAAGGGAUAAUGGAAUGUCUCCCUGAGUCCCCCUCCUGUCAUCUCCCAGGGAAAAGAAGGACGGGGAGUGGUUCCAGGAGGCCUCCCACUUGUUCCCCUGGAAGAAGACAGCUCUGUGAGACGUGCUUAUUUGAAAGCAUUUUACCAACUGACUUGAAAGGGGGCUUCACCAAUACCCAUCACUUGAGGUGGAGGCUCCCCCUGAGUGCUUAUCUCCAUUCAUAGCAGCCUAAGACAUAGCUUCAGGGAUGAUGUGGGUUUCCGAAAGGAAAAAAACAAAACAAGAAUCAGAAAGCUCUAUGCUUAGUCAUUUUUCUGUUUUUAAGCUACCAGCUAGCC